Molecule: messenger RNA, 338 nt
Organism: Racocetra persica
Lineage: Eukaryota; Fungi; Glomeromycota; Glomeromycetes; Diversisporales; Gigasporaceae
Source: the annotation of a GenBank genome assembly
UGAUUUAUAUCAAAAUCUUCAAAGAUAUCUUGAAAGAUACCUUCAUACUAUUCGCGAGAAUUCAACUCAACAUAUGGAUGAAAAUUUACUGCGAUAUUAUACAAAACACUGGGAAAAAUAUACUACGGCGUCUUCCUACGUACAUCAUGUAUUCAGAUAUCUCAAUCGUCACUGGGUUAAAAGGGAAAUCGACGAGGGUCGUAAAACCGUUUAUGAUGUCUAUACUCUCACUCUUGUCAGUUGGCGAGAUUAUAUGUUCAUGCAUGUAGAACGUCAUGUAAUGGCAGCAGUUCUAAAACUCAUAGAACGUCAAAGAAACGGUGAGAGCGUCGAGACCG